Polistes dominula (European paper wasp) is the source of this 1963-nucleotide messenger RNA. RefSeq lists its product as uncharacterized. NCBI's taxonomy places the organism in Eukaryota, Metazoa, Arthropoda, Insecta, Hymenoptera, Vespidae. The record is from RefSeq and is a predicted model, not a curated record.
CAUCAACACGUUUUUCGCAACUGUUGAAUAAGUAAUUAAAAUUUUUAAAGUAAUUAAUAAAGGUUUUUAAAGUUAAAUUCGACAUGGGAAAAAAGCGCUCAAAAACACGAUCUUGAUCAAGAUCUCGAUCACGAGAUUCGAAGCGCAGGAAAGACGACAAAUUGGACAAACUCAGUUCUCGCGUGGAUAACCUCACAAAAAUUGUUGAGGCAUUGGUGGAAGUUCAAAAAGAAGAAUUUUCACCAGCUAGUACUAAUAAAGUACCGAGUACUGUAGAGAUUAUUGAAGGUCCAUACGAUCAUGCCAAUUUGUGAUUAAGUUCAACAAGAACGAAAAUAUCACCAGGUCCAUACGACCAUGCCAAUUUGUGACUGAGUUCAACAAGAACGCAAAUAUCACCAGGUCCAUAUGAUCAUGCCAAUUUGUGACUGAGUUCAACAAGAUCACAAAUAUCACCAGGUCCAUAUGACCAUGCCAAUUUGUGACUGAGUUCAACAAGAACACAAGUAUCACAAGUGCACAAAGAAUACCUUGCUAAUUUUUUAUUUCGUAAUUCUCAGAUGCUGAAAGUAAUAAAGAAAAUGAUCCUGAUAUCGGAAAUACCGUGAAGGAUACUUCAGAGGCUGAGCAGAUCGAGAGUGACGAAAAAGACCAAGCGGGGCAAGAACCAGCUAAAGACUUCAUCUUGAAGGUCUUAGGAAUGGAUAUUGACGACUGUACGUUUAAAGACGUAAGAUAUCAUUCAGAAUUAAAAAAUAUCUGGUUGAAGUGGAAAACUGAGGGUCUUCCAGAGAAGAACAAGAAAGAGAUACUGAAAGCCUACAAUAGAAAGGAUGAUUUUUAUACAGAAUCUCCCAAAUUGAACCUGGAGAUAGUACCGUUGCUUGCCGACACAGCAAAAAAGCGAGAUCAGCAUUUUGCUGAGACUCAGAAUUGUGUUGGUACGGCUAUAUCUGCUUUGAGUGCCGCUGUCUCCAUGUUGUUAGAACAACCCGAAGAAGGAGUUGACGAGGAUCUCCUUACCGACUACAUAAGUCAUGCCGGUCAGAUCCUCAUAGACGUCUUUUACCAACAGUCGGUAGCCAGGAAGUCGUUCAUUACUCCGCAUUUAAACAAGAACAUCAAGCCGAUAGUCGGCUCGAUGUUAUCAAAUGAAUGGCUAUACGGUGACGACUUCAAGAACAAAGUCAAGGAUGUUAAGAAGAUAGAAAAGGCAUGCGCGGAUAUUAAAGAAAGUUCUGCAGCCAAAAUAUCUUCUAAAUCACGAGGCCAGGGAAACGGAAAAUGCCCACCUGCGAAUUACCGUCAGGUGGGCCAGAGCCAGAGAUAUCGGUCCUUGAAGUUCAAACCGAGAUCACACAUGACGUAUCAGCGUCAGUCCAAGUCAACAUCCCGGAUGACGAGCCAGUCGCCAUCGAGGAAGUGAAGAAGAACGAUCCGAGCAGUCUAAGUAUAUUAUUUUGCGACCCAAACACAUAGAGAUAUUCCAGAUAGAGGAGACAAACCAUCUGCGAUGGUGUAAGUGGAAAUGUCUCUGCAUGAAUAUAGCAGCAAAAAACAAAAGGUUGAUAUUGACCUGACAAAAACAGAAUUACUAGAAAGAUGUUUAAGUGGCCUCACAUUUAAAAUAAUAAUGAGUGCUUCAACAAAUGCGUUUGGGCUAUGGUGCCUAAACACCUAUUUAAUGGUAAAAAAAUUGUUGAAAUAGCUUUUAAAUUGGCAGCUUGUAUAUUCAACGAAAGUUUUGAUCCAAUAUUGAAAAUAAUGCACGUUUUGGUGAUAAAACUUGGCCCUAUCGCAGUCAAUUACGCUAGUAACCGCGGCAAUACGCGCGUGCGCUCAGCCAAUUGUUUGAGCGGAGAAGCUUUGAUAGAGGCCAGGACACAAUAAAAAAAGGCUAGAGUGAAAGAAAAUGAGUAUUUUGAAGAAGCAGAAGGCAUACUGUAUGGUGCAGGCAUCGCAG